Pyricularia pennisetigena is the source of this 2223-nucleotide messenger RNA. RefSeq lists its product as uncharacterized. Gene Ontology annotation, cellular component: membrane. The transcript is spliced from 5 exons. Gene Ontology annotation, biological process: transmembrane transport. The coding region runs from base 1 to 2223 and encodes 740 amino acids. Gene Ontology annotation, molecular function: transmembrane transporter activity. The record is from RefSeq and is a predicted model, not a curated record. NCBI's taxonomy places the organism in Eukaryota, Fungi, Ascomycota, Sordariomycetes, Magnaporthales, Pyriculariaceae.
AUGACGGCCGUAGCGGCUGUCCCGGACCUGCAGGACGCUGCUGGGCCGUCAACAACCGUAAAUGCACCCAAUUCCACGGGCGACCCAGCAGACAUAUCGUCGUCACCAGGAAAUGCAUCAUCGACCGAACCCCAGUCGCCAUCAGGCAACAACAACAACAACAACAACAAUAACAACGGCAACAACGUCAGCCCACAUGGCCGUCAUCAAGGAAUGAGCAAACUCCGCGCGUGCCUGGUCAUCGCUACUCUCUCGGGCGUGAGCUUCCUCAACACGAUGGGCUCCGGAAUCUUGACCGUGUCGCUGCCCACCAUGGCCCGCGACGUCAAGCUGGACGACUCCCUCCUCCUGUGGCCUGCCUCGGUCUACUCGCUCGCCGCGGGCUGCACGCUGCUCGUCUUUGGCGCCGGCGCCGACAUCAUCGGCCCCAAGCGCGUCUGGGUCACCGGCGCCUGCCUCUACGCCGCCUUCACCCUCGGCGUCGGCCGCAGCUCCACGGGCUCCCAGCUCAUCGCCUUCCGCUCCGUCCUGGGCGUGUCCAUCGCCAUGUGCCUCCCCACCGCCGUCAGCUUGACCACCAACGGCUUCGGCGCCGGCCGCUGGCGCAACAUGGCUUUUGCCUUCCAGGGCAUGGGCCAGCCGCUCGGCUAUUCCACCGGUCUGAUUCUAGGCGGCAUCUUUACCGACACUGUCGGCUGGCGCUUUGGCUUUUACAUAUCGGGUGGCAUAAAUGCCGUCCUGGCCGUCUGCGCACUGGUCGUGCUUCCGUCGCCACCGCGGGAUGGAGAAGAGGAGGAGGAGGAGGAGGAGCAGGAGGCGGAUCACCAGCAGCAGCAAGUAGGACAAGAACAAGAAGAAGCCACAGACGCCACCGUGACUGCCGCCGCCGCCAAUCGCAAUAGCAAACCCAGGCCGCUGAUAUCCCGGCUGGCGCGCGACGUCGACUGGACCGGCACGCUGGUCAUCUCUGCCUCGAUGGGCUUCCUGUCGUACGUCUUCAGCGUGGUGAGCAGGGACUACGACCGCAUGGUGGCGCCGCAGAACAUUGCGCUGCUCGUCGUCGCCGCCCUCCUGCUGCCGACCUUCACGCUGUGGGUUGGCCGGCAGGAGCGCCUGGACCGGCCCGCCCUGAUACCAAACAGCCUGUGGCGCAAGGCCGCCUUCUCGUCCACCUGCGCCGCCGUCUUCUUCACCUGGGCCGUCUUCAACGCCUUUCAGUACUUUUCGGCCCUGUACUUUGAGCGCAUCGAGCACAUCACCGCCCUGCAGACCUCGCUGCGCUUCUUGCCCAUGGUGCUCGUCGGGGCCGCUACCAAUAUUGUCACUGGAUACCUCGUAGAAACAGUCGAGGUCAGAUGGCUGGUGGUCGUGUCGGCCAUCUUCAGUCUCUUCUCUCCUCUCAUCAUGGCCCUGGUCAGACCUGGCUGGGGUUAUUGGAAGGGUGCAUUUUUUGCCAUGCUCUUGUCGCCGCUGCAUCCAGACGUGCUAUUCACCGUCUCCAACCUUAUAAUCUCGAGAGUCUACGACGGUCGGUCCCAGUCCCUUGCGGGCGCCGUCUUCAACGCCGUCUCCCAGGUGGGGAAUUCAGUCGGUCUAGGCCUCACGGCGGUGGUCUCGUCCGCCGUCGCCCGCGGCUAUCGCGGAUCCGCCGGUGUCGGCAACGCAGCGGCACCCCCGACGGACCUGUCGUCGUCGUCGUCGUCGUCGUCGCCACCCGCCAACGAGGCCACGCUCGCCGGCUACCACGCUGCGUUCUGGCUCAUGUUUGGUGCGGCAGCGUUGGUCCCGAUCAUCACGUUCUUAGGGCUCAGAAGAGGGGGGAAGUUAUUGGACGUCAUGUUCAGCAAGAACGUCAUGUUUUUCGACGCAGAUGUGUCAUUGAGACUGCGAGAGCCCAAGGUCAAGAAGUUGGUGUUGUUCUGCGCUCGCGAGGUCCCGUUGGUCGGCAAUGUCGAGUUCAAGGCCGAGUGGAGGGAUGUCUCAGUCCCGACUGGCACGGCACCGGCGGUGGCCACGAGUGCCAGGAGAGCUGCCGCCACGGAGAUAUACAUUUUGCUGCCGCUGACGUACAGUCUUCUUGCGUACCACGGUCAGGAAUCGCCGCCUCUCGAGAGCAUGACCUGGAAGGUUUGUGAGGGCCGUCACAAGGUUCACCAGUCCGAUCUUCUGGACCUGGAGCUCUGCCAUGACGAUAGCCAAUCUGACAUCAAGCCUCUAGUCUAG